This is a messenger RNA of Adineta ricciae, 267 nucleotides long. Lineage: Eukaryota; Metazoa; Rotifera; Eurotatoria; Adinetida; Adinetidae. The record is from the annotation of a GenBank genome assembly.
AUGUGGAAUGUUCAUUCGAGAUUUUUGGCACGAACUGUCUGGGUUCGAAAUGGCGAAGUAGAUUUAGCAUAUCGAGCAUUGAAUCGUGUUCUCAAUAAUGAAGAUGUGUUUAAAACUGCUCGUCUAUGGGAACGAUAUGAAAAGCCGUUUCGCAAACGUGGUCGACUUUGUUAUGAAAAAGCACACGAAAUUUAUAACUAUGAAAUGGAACGAAAGAUUAAACUACUCAUGCGCAAAAAUCGAACGAAUCCAUGGCCAUGGAAUUAG